Messenger RNA from Penicillium pulvis, 2568 nucleotides. Its product is annotated as beta-mannosidase. Gene Ontology annotation, molecular function: beta-mannosidase activity. Lineage: Eukaryota; Fungi; Ascomycota; Eurotiomycetes; Eurotiales; Aspergillaceae. Bases 1 to 2568 code for a protein of 855 amino acids. Gene Ontology annotation, biological process: carbohydrate metabolic process; glycoprotein catabolic process. The transcript has 5 exons. The record is from RefSeq and is a predicted model, not a curated record.
AUGGAGCUGAAUAGCUACACUCUUUCCACAGGCUGGUCCUUCCGGGACAGGGAGACAGAAGAUUGGAUGCCCGUAUCAACAGUGCCUUCUGUCGUCCAACAGGACCUACUUGAUAACAAGAAGCUGGAAGACCCAUUUGCUGAGCUGAAUGAGGUCAAGGCACGUUGGGUCAACCAGAAGUCAUGGGUAUACCGCAACACGUUUGAAAGACCGACCGUCCCCCAACAUGCCGCGAUUGAUUUGGUCUUUGAUGGCCUGGACACAUUUGCUACCGUCAAACUGGAUAAUGAGGUAAUUCUGCAGUCCGACAAUAUGUUUCUUGGUCAUCGAGUCAAUGUCACGAAGGCAAUGCAGACAGAGGGCGAGCAUACACUGGAAAUUGAAUUCGACUGUGCCGAGCUCAAGGCUCGUGAACUGCGUAGCCAGGACUCAUCCCACAAAUGGGUAGGCUUCAACGGAGAUAUGUCGCGUCUGGCUGCCAGAAAAGCGCAAUACCAUUGGGGCUGGGACUGGGGACCAGUGCUGAUGACGGCGGGCAUUUGGCGUCCAGUGCGACUAGAAGCUUAUACCGCACGCGUGGCUGACCUGUGGCCUCAAACUAAACUCUCCGCAGAUCAGGAGACGGCUGAGGUGGUUGCCACAAUUGAAGUCGAAACACCAAGUGUUCAGGAAUUCACAGCUCGAUUCAGUCUGAGUCUGCACGGCAAUGAGAUUGCUCGCCAAGACAUUCCGGUGUCCGGUGAGAAGAAGGCCCAAGUCGCAUUUCGUGUCAAUCGUCCUGAACUUUGGUGGCCCCACGGAUAUGGAUAUCAAACCCUAUACAAAGUGUCAGUGGUGCUGCUUCACGGCGAAGAGACCGUGGAUCAAGCAUGCAAAAAAUUUGGAAUUCGAACAGCCGAAGUCAUCCAAAAGCCGGACAAACAUGGAAAAUCAUUUUUCUUUCGUAUCAACGGAAUGGAUAUUUUCUGCGGAGGCUCCUGCUGGAUACCCGCAGACAGUCUUUUAACCAACGUCACCCCAGAUCGGUACCGCAGGUGGAUCGAGCUGAUGGUGGAGGGUCGACAAGUGAUGAUCCGGGUAUGGGGUGGUGGUAUCUAUGAAGACGAUGCGUUUUACGACGCCUGUGACGAGCUAGGAGUGCUUGUAUGGCAAGACUUCAUGUUUGGGUGCGGCAACUAUCCCACAUGGCCAUCCAUACUCGAAUCUGUGCGUCAAGAAGCGAUUUAUAAUUUGCAGCGUCUACGUCACCACCCAUCCAUUGUUAUCUACGUCGGUAAUAACGAAGAUUAUCAAGUCCAAGAGUCAGUUGGCCUUACUUAUCAUUUUGAGGACAAAGAUCCGGAAAGCUGGCUUAAAACAGACUUCCCCGCACGGUACAUCUAUGAGAAGCUGCUGCCGGAGGUGACUUCGGAGCACUGCCCAGGGACGUUCUAUCACCCAGGCAGUCCGUGGGGAGAUGGUAAAAUAUCAUCGGAUCCCACAGUGGGGGAUAUGCAUCAGUGGAAUGUGUGGCAUGGGACCCAGGAGAAAUACCAAAUCUUCGAGACUUUGGGUGGCCGUUUUAACAGCGAAUUCGGCAUGGAGGCAUUCCCGCACAUGGAGACAAUCAAAUCCUUUUCACGAAACCCGAAGGAUCAUUACCCUCAAUCUCAGGUCAUGGACUUCCACAACAAGGCGGAUGGCCACGAGAGGCGGAUAGCAACCUACUUGGUGGAGAAUUUCCGAUUUUCACAGGGCGGAAGUCUCGAGGCACACAUCUACCAAACUCAAGCUGUACAGGCAGAGACAAUGAUGUUUGGGUAUCGGGGCUGGCGGCGCCAGUGGGGCGAUGAACGGCACUGUGGAGGAGCCCUUCUCUGGCAGCUCAAUGACUGCUGGCCGACUAUUUCCUGGGCCAUCGUGGAUUAUUUCCUCAGACCAAAACCUGCAUAUUAUGCGGUCAAGCGGGUGCUCAACCCUAUUGCUGUAGGCGUACAACGCGAGCAUCAUGAUUGGAGUGUGGUUCAUGCCCAGCCGGCGCUGACUAGUCAGUAUGAAUUAUGGGUCGUCAGUAACAAGUCCGAGAAUGUCCGUGGGACAGUGGAGCUGCGAUUUAUCUCCAUUGAGACUGGAAAAGAGAUACGCCCCCCAGUGGUCCGUCGGGAUGUUCUGAUUGCAGGUAAUGGCACCACAAAUAUCAUCACGGACGGGAUCAUCGAUCAUGUUGCAGAGUCGGACCCUCAUGUUCUGGCUGCACGAGUGUGGGUGAACGACGAACUGGUAGCCCGGGAUGUUGACUGGCCACAGCCUUUCAAAUACAUUGAUCUUCCAACACCGCUCAUUGAGAUCAAACCCCUGAGCCCGAUAUCCAACACGGAUAAAAUUCGGACCGUGACAAUUGCGGCCCUGAAACCAGUGAAAUGCCUUGUCUUCGAGGAGCAAGACGGAAUCAAAUAUAGUGAUAACGCACUGGACCUUGUUCCUGGUGAUAUACAACAGGUGACUAUAUCGGGGUUCUCGAAGGACAUAUCGAACCUGAUAUACAGGUACCUGGGACACGAGGAAUCUACUCAGAGUGUGUCAAUCUAG